ACUUACGUUCUUUCAAAAGUUGACAUUAUAAAAGAAGAAGAAUCAUUUUACCUGGAUCAUAUCACAAAUAGGGUUAAAGAAAAUUGAGCUCCUCAAAUAUUAUUUAGUUAAUUAGCUAGAUUCAAAAAUCAAAUUAUUUGAGCGAGUCAAAGGAAAAUGUCUUUAACUUUUGAUAAGGGGCUUCAGAAUAUUGUCAUGCAACUGAAGGUGCCGCCGAAGGAUCAUAAGGACUUCCUCUAUGAUUCUGCCUUUAUCGCUGGCUGGAUAAACACGGUACUCAAGGAGCGUCGAUCAAUGCUCGCUGGCAGCUUCAGCAAUUUGCCGGCAACUGCCACCUAUAUAAGCGGCAAUAGCAUCGAUGUGCCGGCCAACUUUAACUGUUAUCUGCUGCUGGAUCUACGAUUUCCGUUCUACACUGACAUCAAACGUGACGACUAUAUCUAUUUGCACUCGGUGUUCAAGGAGCAGAUAGUAGGAGAUUCGUUGAUAUCCUCAGUCUAUUUACAAACUCAUUUACGCAAUGAUUUGAACGGGUUGCUGAAGUCACAGCCAACGGUUACGUGUAAAGGGGGCACAGGACGCAGCUACCAACUGUGCUAUCAUACAACUAAAUAUCCAGUCAGUGCCCAUACCAUCAUCGCCACCCAGCUGAAGGCGAAGUGCAGUACGCGCAUUGUGUUUGAGUUUCUUAUAGCUAUCAAGUUGCCUAUAGAAAAGUAUCCCAGACCGGGAUGUGUGCCACUGCCCGAAUCUAUGGUCAAUACGAAGCUGAACUAUUGGGUGGCCUUGCCAGUGCCGCACUUCGAUGUAAACUUCAAUGGCCAUAGCUAUUUGGGCAGAAGCCACGUCUGGCAGAAGGCGACUCCAGGGCAACGUCAACGGUGGUGUCUGGUAGUGCGAAUGUUCUACAUGAUGAGCAGUUCCAAUGGCACUCUAAACACCAUCGGGAUUCAUGCCCUGAAGCACACUUGCGUUAAUCUCUGCGAGAAAUUUGGUAUUGAGAAGGCAGAUCGGCCACUUGGGCUAAAGCUAAUGGAUAUGAUGAUUACUCACGGCACUCGCAAGCUGCGAGAAGUGUCUAAUGCCAGCAGGAACGGGCAAAUUGUGAACCUCGAAGUACAUCCCGCUCUACCCUCCGACUGUUCCAAAACGGAUGCAAUGCUUUCGAAAAUCAAGGCAAAGAUGACCAGUAAAGAUAGUUGCGAUAUGGAAAAUCUACGACUUCUAUUCGGGUUAUCAAAGUCGAACAAAAUGUAGAAAAAAGUAGCCAAAUUGGUUUGGAUACACCCCAACAUUUCUGGAAAUGAUGUAUCAUUAAAAAGUAGAAAACAAUUGUUAUAUGUUGCCAUCAAAGAUUUUGGGUUACCUU
This is a messenger RNA of Drosophila hydei, 1369 nucleotides long. RefSeq lists its product as uncharacterized. The transcript is spliced from 3 exons. The record is from RefSeq and is a predicted model, not a curated record. NCBI's taxonomy places the organism in Eukaryota, Metazoa, Arthropoda, Insecta, Diptera, Drosophilidae. Bases 157 to 1257 code for a protein of 366 amino acids.